Messenger RNA from Andrographis paniculata, 312 nucleotides. RefSeq lists its product as uncharacterized. The record is from RefSeq and is a predicted model, not a curated record. Lineage: Eukaryota; Viridiplantae; Streptophyta; Magnoliopsida; Lamiales; Acanthaceae. Bases 1 to 312 code for a protein of 103 amino acids. The transcript has a single exon.
AUGAAGGGUGUGAAGAGAUUCGGUAUUAAGGAAAAUUUGAGCCCAAGGUAUGUGGGGCCAUACGAGAUUAUCAAAAGAAUUGGAGAAGUGGCCUACAGGUUGGCUUUUCCGGAGACAUUGAAAAGGGUUCAUGAUAUAUUUUAUGUCUCUCAAUUGAGGAGAUACGUGGUUGAUCCAUCUCAUAUACUUCAGUCGGAAGUUUUGGAUCUUCGUGAGAAUUCGGUGUACGUGGAACAACCUAUUCAGAUUGAGGCAUUGAAAGUUAGAUCGAUGUGGAACCGUGAGAUAAAGAUGGUAAAGGUAGUGUGGUAG